Pieris macdunnoughi is the source of this 2613-nucleotide messenger RNA. NCBI's taxonomy places the organism in Eukaryota, Metazoa, Arthropoda, Insecta, Lepidoptera, Pieridae. The record is from the annotation of a GenBank genome assembly.
AUGAAGAAACAGUUCUACAGAGUAAAACAGCUAGCCGACCAAACGUUUUCGAGAUCAGGCAAAGGUGAGAUCUUGCCAGAUGAACUACAAACAGCAGACCGAAAAGUAGAGCACCUUAGAAAUGCAUUGCAGUUGCUUAGCAAGAGGUUGUCGACGGGAGCUGGAAAUACUCAGGGUCAGGACCCUGCAGCUCGAGAAAAAAGGCUGAAAAAACUUCCAGAAUACCUAUUAGGCUUGUCAAUGUGUGAAGCUAGCAACUAUGAUGAUGAUGAUAGUAUCCUUAAAUAUAUUUUGUAUGAAUGUGGAAAAACUGAGAAAUUUCUUGCAAAUGAAAUUGCUGAGCAUGAGUUGAAAGUUGAACAAUUAGUAUGUGCACCACUUACAACAAUUAGUGAAACAGAUUUGCCUGCUAUCAUGAAGGCAAAAAAACAACUAAGCCGACUUAUGAAUGAGAAAGAAUCAGCAGCCAGCAGAUAUAAUCACCUCGAGCGUCAAAAAGAAGAGAAUCCAACUAAGUUAAGCGCGGCUAAAGAGGAAUACGAAGAAGCGGGUAACAAAGUGGAGGCAGCAAGGGAUGCAUUAGCUGCUGAUAUGUUCGCGCUGGUCGCGAAAGAAGCUCAGCUAGCGCACACACUCCUUCAGUAUGUGAAGUUACAGAGAGCUUACCAUGAAUCGGCGCUGCAUUCAUUGCAGGAUACCGUCCCGGAACUUGAAAGGUUUAUAAAUGACAGUUCUGUGAAGCCAGUAUUUGGGUACCCAUUGGAAGAGCAUUUGCGUGUGACGAGUCGCACUAUCGCCUUUCCAAUAGAGAUUUGUGUUUGCACAUUACACGAGCUGGCGCUUAAUGAAGAAGGGCUUUUUAGGAUUGCUGGUGGUACUUCAAAAGUAAGACGCAUGAAGUUAUCCUUAGACGCCGGUUUAUUUAAUGUCCCUCUACCAUCAGAUUAUAAAGAUAUGCACGUCGUAGCUUCUGUGCUUAAAUCUUAUCUCAGGGAGUUACCGGAACCCCUAUUAACAUUUAGGCUCUACGAAAACUUUAUUAUCGCAUCACGACAACCAACGGAACAAGCCCGACUCAAUUCUCUUUGGGAAGCCAUACACUUACUUCCGGAUGCAAACUUCCAAAAUCUUCGCUAUCUAAUUAAAUUUUUAUCCGCCUUGACACAAAAUCAAAGCACAAACAAAAUGACUCCCUCAAAUUUGGCCAUCGUCAUAGCUCCCAAUCUUCUUUGGGCUGUGGACGAGAGUACCUUCGAUAUGAACAUCACUACGGCUGUCAAUUGCGUCGUUGAACUUCUGAUCAAGCAUGCCGACUGGUUCUUUAAAGACGAUAUCAACUUUUUCAUUUCCUUCACAAAAGAACACCUGCUCCCAUAUCAAUGCUCUGAUCAAGACUACGGAUUUACGUCAAACUUUGGACAGGGCUACAAUCAAACCGCUGCUCUUAAUCAGGAACAGUCAAAUGGAGAUUUCAAUAGCAUGAGCAAGUCCCUAUUCGAUUAUAAUCAUCAAGCAUCCAACAAAUCUACGGUGGACGGUCCCGGCCGACACUCUCGCAGCAACAGUCACGACACUAGCUUAAUUUUACUAGAAAACGAUAUUAAAAAAGCACAAUCGAACAGCUCAUUGUCUGAUCAAUCUAGUCCACCGCAUGGAAGUCCUAAACCAAUAAUGAGGCGGAAAAAUAAACCUCUCGCCCCUGUGCCUCCUAACUUCACUCCAGACAAGAAAAAAGCUGAAGCACAAACGCAAGUCACAGAAACUAAAGAACUUACCGUAACGAAAGAAAAUGAAAAACCUGCUAAACCACCGAGGCCGGUUAUAUCAGAAACUGGGAAAGUUAUCACUGGCGUACAAACUAUAAACAGAUCGACGUACCGACAAAGUAAGGCUUUGAAAGAGGAAGCGUCACGCAGCGGAAGCAGAGAAAACCUGGCAGAUACUCGUAGACAAAGCUUUGAGUUCGAAAAAGAGAAGUUUGAUUUCAAAAACGAUAAAGACACGCUAGUAGUCAAAAAUAUGACCGCUCAAACGGGGAUAGUAGGGAGAAUGAAAAUCAUCGGCGAUAUAAGUGGGCCGGCAUCCCUGGGAGCAGAGAAAGACAAACCUGUCAGAAUACAAAUCCCAAAACCCACGGGCCAACCACCACCUCGGCCGGUUGCAGCACCAAGGACUAUAGUCCCCGCGCAAGAAACAGAAGACGUCCAACUACGUCAUAAGCCAGCGGUGCCAGAGCGACCAGCUACUCUACGCCCGCAAAGCUUUCGUGGCCAAAGGUCGUCUCUCGCAGAGGGAACGGACGUGGCACCCACAGUAUUAGAACGUACGCACAUCUACACAGUGGACAAACAACAUCCGACAGUGAUUCAAGUGGGUGGAAAUGAAGAGGAGCCACGUGCAACCGUACAAAGGACGCACAGUUCCGGGGGCAAAGAUGCCGAAUUGGACGAACCAAAAUUGACUAAUGCCAGUAGGCAGCUCUCGCAGUCGGAUGGCAGCAUUACAGACGGGCCGAAGUCCCCGAAGGCACAGCCUAACCGCCCCCCUCGGCCCAUGGUCCCUGCCCCUCCACCGCCGGUCGUCCCCCCGCAAAACGAGAGCACAGACCUCUAG